AUGUAAAACUUAGCACUCAUUAAAAAUCUAGAGAGAAAUAUGUUAGUGAGAGAAACUACUCACACUUCCUCCUCAUUGCAAGAAUUGGAUUUGCUUGACCGUAGUGUCAAGAGGAUCAAAAACGCAGUUCUAGGCCUAGUUACAAUGGCCAUUGAAACAUUGGGUUCUGAUGUUCACAUGUCGGAACAGUUGCUAGCCUCCUCCAAAGAUGUCCUUACAGACACUCUUAUGGGGGAAUUGAACAACAAAUCUGGCGUAAAUAAAUCGAGCUCUUACAAAGAUAAACUCUUGAUUUUGGAAAAUCCAAUUGCACUCACUUUCUCCAUGAUACUAGACUAUAUGGAUGAAGAGUCAAAUGUUGACGAUGACCUUGACGAUGAUUCACCUGUGGUCUUUCUAUCUAAAGUAGAGAAACAAAGGAUCCAUGCUCCAUGGAUAAAUGCUUUGAUUAUUAGGGCGUUUUAUCACAAACCACUGGAUGAUGUUGAUCUUCACAAGGUUAUAUUUGGCGGACCAUGGUUUGUGGGUCCUCAUUACCUGACAAUGAGGAGAUGGGCACCUAAUUUUGUUCCCUUUGAAGCACUCCACUCAUUCACAACUACAACCAUUUGGGCCCAAUUGCCAAAUCUCUUGACUGACUAUUACGAUUUGAAAACUCUGCAAAAAAUUGCCCAACUAGGGAUAUCAUCAUCUGGCACAAUCUCCAAGAACCCCACACUUGGUAAUGGUGUUGAUAGGCUUGCCUCUGAAGAUAGAUCUCAGGCGCUCCUCUCUAUCAACUUCCGGCAUACCUCAAUAAAUGGAAAACCUUUACCCGAUGAUAACCUUGGAACCCAACCUCCAAGCAUACUUGGUGAACAAUGGAACAUGCAUUCUGGUGAAGGAUGCUUGCUUUCUUCUACAGCAACCAAACUUCCUCAAUCCACUACCAAGACCAUGGAACGAGUCCCAGAUUGUUCGAUCUUGGUGAAGCCCUCUGAUUCUUCCAAAAGACCUAAACCCCCUAGAGUUCAGUCACCGAGUUCAAUGAAGUCGAUCAUCUUGUUCACUCGAGUUCUCUCACUUGCUCAAACCCAGAUGGAGAUGGAAUAUGAAGUCAUAAUGAUACCCUACCAUUUUCCCAAUGCACAGAUGGUGGUGGAGGAACCGAGUCAGAAUGCAAAGAUUCUCAAUCACAAUGCAGCCAAGGAGACAUUGGGUUUCCACAACACUGAUUUAUGCUCAAUGAAGAUCAUGGCUUGGAAUUGCCAUGGUGCGGCUAAUCAAAGCUUUAUACACCAUUUUAGAGAUUUGAGGAAUACCCAUUCUCUCGUUAUGAUGUUGAUCUCGGAAACGAAGCUAGCUAGAGACAGAGCGAUGGAUAUUGCUUCUAAGCUUUAUUCAAGUUAUCAUAUUGUUGAUGCAGAGGGAUUUGCUAGGGGUUUGUGGCUUCUCUAGGACAGCAAUCAAAUAUCUAUGGAGGUUAUGUUUACUAGCAAUCAAGUUAUUCAUGCAAU
This is a messenger RNA of Rubroshorea leprosula, 1496 nucleotides long. The record is from the annotation of a GenBank genome assembly. Lineage: Eukaryota; Viridiplantae; Streptophyta; Magnoliopsida; Malvales; Dipterocarpaceae.